AACGCACCCCAUAGCCGGAACUUCACUUUCUACACCGGGGGCUUCGUUUCACAUGCACCGCUCACUCCGUUAGAGAACCGGGGCAGAGAUGUUGUCGGCUAUUCGGUCUUAUCUUUUUCCCAUAAUAGAAUUAUACAUUCUUGGUCUUAAAGUUCUGCUGGUUCAGCUUUUCAGCAGACCUUUUAGGCUGCCAGUGAUGCCGAGACAAGAUGGCAAGGUUGCCAUAGUGACAGGAGGAGCUAAGGGAAUCGGCUAUGAGGUAGUCCGCCACAUGGCCAGACUGGGGGCGCAUGUUAUCAUAGGUGGGAGGAAUGAGAAGGAGGGUCUAGCAGCCAUCAGAGAGAUCUGUGAAGAGCACAAGGAGGCCAAAGUGGAGUUCAUGAAACUGGACCUGGCCUCUUUGCAGUCCGUCCGUCAAUUUGUCCAGCGCUUCAGGGAGCAGGACCUGCAGCUAAACAUUCUGGUCAAUAAUGCGGGUGUCAUGCUGGUUCCUGAGGGCCGGACUGAGGAUGGAUUUGAGCAGCACUUUGGUGUGAACUACCUGGGCCACUUCUUGUUGACCUGGCUGCUUCUAGACAUACUACAGAGUUCUGGAAAAUGGGGUCACUUCUCUCGAGUGGUCAACAUCUCCUCCUCUGCCCACUGCAUCGGGGAGAUCAGGCUAUAUGACCUAAACAGCAGCCAGUGUUACUCAGCCCAUGCUGCUUAUUGUCAAAGUAAGCUGGCACAGCUGUUAUUUAGUUCCCACCUCCACCAGGAGCUGCAACGUGAAGGAUUCCCACUGAGUUCAUGUGCUGUGGAUCCAGGCAUCGUGGAUACGGCUCUCUAUCGCCACCUCUGGACGCCCCUCCUCUUGGCACACAAAACACUGGCUCACCUUCUUUUCCGGACUCCUUCAGAGGGCGCCGCCACCGUGCUGUACGCCGCUUUAUCCCCGGACCUGGAGGGGGAGCAUGGAGGAGGCUUCUGGGCCAGUGGGCAGAGAGAGAUGACAACACCACUGACCUUUGACCCCCAGCUACAGCUGAGCCUUUGGCAAGCCAGCCUGCAGUUGCUGGGCCUGCAGUAGCAUGGCACAGAAGGACAACAAACUGGACUAAUCCUCCCACAAAAAAAAAAAAAGAAAAAAAAAAAGCAUCAGAUAAGAACUUAACCCAGGGGCCAUCCUGCCAUCUCCUCUGCCCUUUUUUUCUCAGUACUUCUCCAUCCAUACCUCACAUCGAGGUGUGUGUAGCGAUUUAAGCUGAACAUGUGGGCUGUGAUUGGGAGUGAAGACCUGCUUUUUGUUUCAAACCCGCCAAAGAAGGGCUUCAGGGGAUGGAAGAGGUUUUUUGAUUUCCACAAUGAGCAAACAGACAUAUAUGCACAUGUACAAACAUAUGCUGGGGUUUUAUCGAUUUAAGAAUUUGCUGUAGAUACUGAGCAGUUGUUCACAUUUAGUCAGGAACAAACAUCCUCUAAAGGUUUAUUCCCUGAUAGUGGCUAACUUCAGAUGUCUGGUCAGAAGAAAUUGUUGCACAGUGUCGUGUUCAAACACCUGCCUCACUCUGCCUUAAUGUCAUUAGUUUGGCUUUCUGUGAAAAAACUUCUUUUUCUCCAGUGAAAACAGAAACGGUGUUCCAAAGGUUUUGUCCAUCACAAACCUAGCUGAACAUAGCACUACGUUUUGGGCAGAAAAAUUUAAAGUCAUGAUCUAAAUUUUUAGGUAGGACACUUGCUUCAAAGUCAAGUGUCAGUUAAGCCUUGGCACACAUACACACACACACACACACACACACACACACACAAACACAAACACACAUUCAUGCACCAUGACAAUGGUCUGACUUUUCAAAUCUCAGCCUGCCUUGCUCCGGCAGGGGAAUGUGAUGUCAUCCGUAUGCUUUAAGAGAUCACAAUGAUUUCUCAGAUCGUCUCACCAUCCUGUUGGUGCGACUGAGAGCACUUUAAUUUGACCUACAUUCAUGUGCUUUUACUGGUUUCCACUCUCUGCAUCCUCAUGUUUAAAACUAAUAGGUGUAUUAUAAGCUGUGUGAAUUCUGCUGUUGUCAUGCAUUUGUUUGGAAAACGUUUUCAUCUCCUCUAUCUUCGCUUUCUCUCUCUAAUGCACAGUUAUUCAACAAAUGACGUCCCUUCAGCCUGAUCAGGGAUUUGAGAAAUUACCGAAAAAUAGGAUGAGGUUCUGUGUAAAAGUAGGCCGAUAUGUGGAGUUAUUCUCUGCAUAGAGGAGGCCGAAUAUUUUGUUCUGGGUAUUUUUUUUCCCGCUGCUCUUGUUUUCUGAAUCCAGGAUUUCCAGAUGUUUGUUUGCUUUUGUCUGCCCAGACACAAUAAGGGAAAGGAUGGGGAACCAACCACCACUUCACUCUGUCCCUAUUUUCCUUUGUGAUCUGUGUUAAUCGGUUUUACUGUGUCUGUGAUAUGUGUGUGUGUUUUAUGCACAGGAGUUAAAAAUUUACUCACGCUACAGACCCGAUUCAUGUUGAUGGAGAGCACAACAAUAGCAAGUCCUGGAGGAGCAGCGACAGGACGGGGAGUGAGAGGAAAUGCACCUUUUUUCAAUUACAAUACCUAUGAUUGGUUCCUCAUUGCUUCUGCUGUCGCUUCCUCGAUUGGCGCAGCUCCCAGUGCAUUGUGGGAUUGAGAUUUCCCAGCGGUGAGAAUUAAACUCCAUCUGCUGAGCUGACACACACACUCCAUUCGGAAACACUGAAAGCAGCAGAUCCAGGCACAGGCUUAUCUAAACAAGCACACAGCAAACAAACACGUCUGGUACUCAUGCAGCAAAACACUCACAUACACACAAACACUCACACAUACAUGCUGCGCCAUAAUGCCAUCUCCACUGUGAUAAACCAUUUUAGCUGUGAAGAUGAAAGUUUUAUCUCAAAUUAACAAGUUAUGGCUAAAUAUUCUUCCCCCCAUGCCCUCCCUUGACUCGAUGUGAAUACUGCCACUGAGCAUCCAUUAUCUGCCAUAUGUGAAGCAAUAGAAUCUCUGUGGUAGCUAUUCAGCCAGUAGCAUAGGGACAGAGGUUCAGAAUACAAGAGAGCCCAAGACCACAAGUGUUUCAUUGAAAAUACGUGCUUCAAAUUACCCUUAGGGUGAGACAUUAAAAUGAUCUGUGUCAUAGAACAUGGACUGUGUAACACAUUGAUGUAGUCUCUGUUAUGUCACCCACUGAUUUCUGAAGAGCUCUUCUGAAACCUGACUGUCAGUCAGCCUAGACACAAUCAAAGAGGUGGGGGUGAGCCUCCUGGCAAACUACUACUGGUCACCCACCAGUCUAUCAGCUUGUCCUCACCCCUUAUUAUGUAAAUAUAUUAAUAAAACCUCUAACAGUGUGUACAAAGGAAGACAUGAGCUACACAGACCAAAACUGCUCCCUGAGCCGGGCUUUAAACAUGUUUAUUUCUGCUGUAAAGCUGAGCAUUUCAACAUGCUGGCUUUUGCAGACAGCCUCAGUGAACCCUUAAGGAGUUGUAAUUUUGUGCACUUCUGCAUUGGCUUCCUCUUUUAACACUAGAGGUUGCAGCUUAGUUUUACAUUUAAAGGUAUUGUGCAGGUAUAUGCGCAUGGUUUAAACAGGAUCAAUUUCAAGUUCUAAUUUGUUUUUACUUCCAGUUUGACCUUGUAUUCCAUAUCAGGGAUCCUCUGUAGGAUGCAGCCCACAAAAAAGCAGGCCUUCCCCCUCCCCACUAACGUGUGACACAGGUCUAGACUCUGGAAUAUAAAAACCAAUGUAGUGUUCGAGUGCGCCUUAGUAUUUAAUAUACGUCCAAGUUUAUCACAGCCAACUGAGUUUGCAGUAUUUGUUGUGACUUUAAAGUCAACACACAAUGAACAAAAAGGUUACAAGAUCCAUAUUACUUCCAUUUGUAAGUCGUGCCCUGUGAUCAACUCCUCCAUGCUGCAAAUUGUUGAGAACAUGCCUGGCUUCCAUUAUUCACAACCUAUUGUUGGCCUUGUCCAUUUAGUAUGAACACCAGAAAUACCAAGGAUCUGGUAAAUACAACCUGAUCUUGAACAUUCAAUCCUCUCAUACAUACCCUGCAGGUUUGAUGAGAUAGAUGGAGUGGAUUUGGGUAUAGAUUCAAAUCACCUGAAAGCUCAAAAGGCUUUGUUGCUUGUUGCACAUUUUGUUAAAUGUAUGCAUAACAUAAUUCCUUAUUAAUGUUGACUCAGAUCACCUUGAAUGACUUACAUAUUUCAGAUGCUUCUGUUUUAUUUACUUCAAAGUCAAACAUUUUCCAGUCAUAAUCAAAAAUGGAGGUUGAAAAAUCACAAAAAACUGGAUGCCAGAAACAUAGAAUUUAACCCUCAAUGAAAUCACUUCCAGUAUGGCCAGCUUCAGUUUGAACUGGGAAACUUCCACCAGCAGGCUUACCUCUUUAAAAUGAGAGUAAUUGAUACCACUGAGCCAAUCAGGGAUUGCUGCGUCAGGGAUGACAAUGCUUAGUUUUUAAAUUCAGCUUUGAUUUAACAAGGCUGAAGAUCACAAUCCAGGUCCAGUUCAUGGUAAAAAUCCAAAUCUGAGCAAAUAUUUGGUGCGGUUGAAUUAUUAUUAUUUUAUUCUUUGGUUCUAGCAUUUUUGCAGGGAUUGAAUCUGAAUGCCAGCAAUAUUGCUUAUCUCUAAGAACUUCUACUUAGUUAAGUCAAACAGCUUACAAACAUCUUUUGCCCCAGUGCUUCCUUGUUUAACUCUGUUGUUCUCUGAGGCCGCUUCGAAGCACUGACUGAAUAACAGAUUAACAACCAACCUAGUCCUAUUAAGCUUCAAGUGCACCCACUACCCUCCACGUAAGCAAAAAACACCAGCUUGCUUCUCGGCAGUGCUCAUUCAAAAAGUACAGUGCUUCAGUGAGGGCUACAUCCUAUCCAAGAGCUAUCGUGUUUCUCACAGUCCAGCUGCUACAGUUAAUGUCUGAAAAACCCUGAGAGGAAUGAGAAGAGGACGUCACUGUCUUUCUUAUCUGAGCACAAGGUUUUCUCAAGACGCAGUGAGGAGAAGUAUGAGGGUCUGUCCUGGUGUUCUUGUUGCGUCAGUGUGCAGAGGAGGGCUGCUAAAUUAUCAAUGAUUACCUUGUUAUAUAUUUAGCUUACUCCUCAAGCGUUCCACACAGACAGGACAACACGGUGAACUUUCCGAACUUGAACUGCAAAUAAAGAAAAAGAGAAAAAAGACAAAAAAAAGAAACAGCUCAAGUAACUGUCUGUGAUAUUGUCUGUAUGUGAUUUACUCGUAUAUGAUCAUUUUAAAGCGUUGUCGCCACUGGACACUGACCAGUGGAGCUGUAUUUAGACUGACAAUGUUCUAAUAGCCAUUCUUCUGUCUGACCUGGGAUUGCAUUUAUAUUAAAUGUUCCAGUCCCAAGUUCUGCAAAUCCUAAAUGUGUAUCUGUAUAGGAAGAGCGAUAAUAUAAAGAUGUAUACAGGGGGAUGCCGGAUGAGCUGAGUCCUUACUGUGGUGUCGUGCUACUGCAGGUUGAAAAUAGAUGGUGUUCUCACAUCCAGCGUAAACACUCAGUCCAUGUGGCCCCUGAGGAUUUAUGAAAUGUGCAAAAUGUUUUAUUUUUGUCAUGAUUUUGUUGUUGUUGAGAUACACAUCUUAUUGCUUUUGCUGUGCCUAAGAAGAAAAUCUCCCUCAUAAAUGUGUAACUGUGAAUUCUCAUGUAGAAAUGAGCUUUGUAGAAACUGUGACUACGUCUUGUCUUGUGCAUUGCUGUACGUUUUUUCUCUCUUUGGAGUGAUGGGAGGUGAAUGUGAAUGUGUGUGCGUGUGUGUGUGAGUGCGUGUGAAUGUGUGUCUAGAUAAGGGAGUUUCAUGUCCAUGUUUUUUGUCAAUGGUUGUGACAUUCCAGCAGCAGCCACCACCUUUUCUAUUAUCCAAAGCCUCUCAAUAAACAUAUCAUUGUGCCA
Notolabrus celidotus (New Zealand spotty) is the source of this 5915-nucleotide messenger RNA. RefSeq names its product dehydrogenase/reductase SDR family member on chromosome X-like. Lineage: Eukaryota; Metazoa; Chordata; Actinopteri; Labriformes; Labridae. The coding region runs from base 89 to 1069 and encodes 326 amino acids. The record is from RefSeq and is a predicted model, not a curated record. The transcript is spliced from 7 exons.